Molecule: messenger RNA, 29730 nt
Organism: Porites lobata
Lineage: Eukaryota; Metazoa; Cnidaria; Anthozoa; Scleractinia; Poritidae
Source: the annotation of a GenBank genome assembly
UCUAUCGCUAAAGACGUAAACUGAAGAAUGCACCGUGAAUAAUCAGAAGUUUUCCUUGCUUCAUUCAGUGUUAUUUCGGCGGCCUAGCUUUAAAUCAGUGUGAGGUGCUAAUCAUGAGCGAGAAGAAACUAGGAUACAUCCCUAACUAUGCUCGUUUCGUUAUGGGAGGAUCGGCAGGGUAAGUGUUUCAUCUUCGUACAUCUUAUACCUACAAGUCUUUCUUGGAGGUCUGAAUGACCUUUGCUCGUCUGCCAUUGUUGCAUGCGUGUUCUAUUUUAUUUUAUUAUAUUCUACGGGUGAUGAUUAUACUUCAAGAAUACCACAUUUAAGUCGAUGUCGUUCACGUAAUGCUCGCAGGUACUCUGAAGUCCAGCGACGCCACAUUGUGUCUUUGGUUUUCAACGGGAAUUUGGCUCUCUUUCUCAGGUCUCUUUCGUUCACGUGAUAGGGCGCGAGUUCUGGUAGUAUGUUGGAAUUGGUGAAGAGGAAUGAGUUUUGCAUGAGUGUAGGAAGCUGAACAUCCUCUUCCAAAUAGCUCAGGAGUCGGUUGUUUAGGGUCACUUCAAUGUCAAGAAGAACUUCGGUUAGUUCUUCCCAGGUGAGUAAACCUUGUCCUACAGUUUUGUAAAACGCGGCUUUCAUCAGGCCAAUAAGACGUUCAAAUUGUCCGCCCCACCAUGGGGCGCGGCUUAGGUUGAACUGCCAGAUUAUGGACUGUUGGCUGAGGAAAUCAUUGAAAAUCUCGUCCUUGUGCACCUUUUCUAACUACUUGGCUGCUGCUACAAACCUUCCCAUUGUCGGAGUACACCUUUGACGGUCGUCCUUGUCUUGCAAUGAGUCACUUCAGGCUCUGGAUGUACUCCUUUGUCUCCAGGCUUGAUGACAGCUCUAAAAAUACUCCACGGAUCAGGCUGCAGCUGUAGAGUACUACAUAUAGGCUUUUUGCCUCUAUUUGGUUUCUGCAAAUACUUCACUGGCCCAGCAAAGUCCACUUUAAUACAUUAAAUGGCGUGUUGCCUUCUGUCCUCUCUCUCAGUAAAGGUCUUGGCGGCGGACUUUGGGCUGGAAUGGCUCUGAAUCAUUUACAUCCCCAACAGCUCUUAUUAAUGCUUUUCACUAACUUUCGGAGGCGAGGCACCCAGAACCUUUCCCGCACUUUAGCCAUGGUAAGUCCGGCUCCUCUGUGUAAGGUGACAACAUGAGCACGUUGGACUGCUUUAACAGUGUAGAGUGCAGAGUCCGGAAGGUACACAGGGUAGUCACCUUGAAUACAACCGCCACACUCUAGCACUCCUUCAACAUUAGGCUUUAGGUUUAGUUGCUCCUUAUCAUCUGAAAACUUGGCAUCAUUUGUCCUUUGGCGUUGUGACCUCUUGAUCCAAAAUAGCUCUUGGGCAGAGAUGUCUUGAGUACAUAAAGGGCCUACGGUCUUCUUGGAAGGGUGAAUCGCAAGUCAAAGUCGUGAUUGACUUCGACAGUGCCCGCAAAAAGCUCUCGUUGAACCUUCCUCUCUGCUUGACUCUCUUGAGUGGUGUGUGUGACAAUGUCUGUUGGCCAGUUCUUCGGAUCAGCUAACCAUGCAGGUCCCCUCCACCAUAGCUCUGCUUUGGUCACACUUCCUCCACGGCUUCUGAGGUCAGCAGGGUUUUCAGAUGUAGGUACAUAGCGCCACAUGAGAUUGGUAUGGCCCUGUAUUUUUUGGACACAGUUUGCUGUCAGCUGACGGUAUUCUCCAUUAUCGCUAAGCCAAUGAAGGGCCACUGUACUAACCAACCAACACUGGAUGUUGGUUGCUAGAGGGAAACUUUGUAACGUGUUACACGCGUUCACAGCUAAGUUAGCGGCCAUGUGACCAGACACCAGCUCCAGACGAGGGAUUGUGAGUUCUUGUUUGGCGAGGCGUGACUUAGCAGUUACUAAGCCCUGCGUUACUCCAGAAUCUUGCGUGACGACAGCAGAAACAGCAGGGCUAACUCCAUAACCACUGGCGUCACUGAAGGCAUGCAGCUGUACUUCUUAGAUCAGCUCUCGAAAGGUUGCUAAACUUAGCUGCAUGCACAGAAAGGUAAGUAAUUAUUUCUCCCAUGCUAUCCACUGUCUGGUGAUAACUUCCGGUAGUGGCGUGUCCCAUGUAAUCUUCUGGUUGCAAGUUUCUCUGUAGAUUCGUUUCCCAUCUAGCAUCAUGGGAGAUACGAGUCCUAGUGGAUCGUAUACUUUAGCCAGGUUAGGUAGAAUUCCUUGUUUGGUCAACUUGGCUGGAAAAUUUGAAAAGUUUACUCCUAAGGUGUCUUCACUUUUGUCCCAGGGAACUCCGAGGAGCUUGCCUUUAAUUUGCAGGUGUGAAUGUGCUGCCAAGUUGCUGUUUGGCAAAGGUAGGCUGGUAGUUCUCACAGUUAGUUUCAAGUUCUGGUUCAUUGGCGUGUCAUUUGUUCAACUCGAACUUAGCAUCAACAAAAAUCUCUGUGGCUUUGCAUUUCAACUGCUUUGCUGCUGGUAUCGUAGGCGCACCAGUAAUAAGGUCAUUGACGUAAAGACUCUUUAACGCCUCGCUAACGCUCUCUGGAAGUCGAGAUUUCCAGGUCUCUAAAUGCUGCUGGAUUACACCACCCAACAGGAAAGGUGAAGGGGCUAAACCAAACAGCACCCUGGUAAAACGUAGUGUCUCUACUUUCUUGUAAUGCUUGUCGACAAUCCAGUGGAACCGUAACGCAUCUCUUUCGGUCUCACGGAUUCGCACCUGGAGGAAAGCCUUGCGUAAGUCACCAUCCACUACUACGGCAUGAAAACGAUUUCGGAUAAGUACAUUCCACAGCUGAUUCUGUAGUGGAGGUCCGGCAUGUAAACACUCGUUAAGGGAAGGGGCGUUGCUGUGUGCACGGGCGGAGGCAUCAUGCACUAUUGGAAGUUAGGUCGUUUCAGCUUCUUCUCUCACGAGUGUGCGUUGUGGCAGGUAGAACCUCCUUUCCACUUUUUCAGGCGCUUUCGUGACGGCUUCAUGUUCUAGCUGCUCACUGAUGACAGCAACAUACUCUGAUAGCAUGUCUGUUUGGUGCAACUUGCAUACUAGCGUAUUUAGGCGGUGAAUACUUCCUUCGUAGUUGUUAGGGAGAGGCAGAUGAUUUCCUUUCCAGGGUAAUGCGGUUUCGUACCAUCCUUCGGGAGAACGCGAUAACUGUUCCUUAAAGGGGCUGUGUCAUGGCAGUCCAGUUCAUUUUAUUUAAUUUUGCCAAUUUCUCGCCCUCAAUCACUAUGGAACUUAAAGUAAGCAAAGAAAUUACAUGUAAAUGACAAAAUCAGAGACCUGAGACAAACAAUAUGUCUCCUGAGCAUUAUUCUUGAAGUUGCAAGCAGCAGGGGUCAACUUUGAAAAACUCUUAGACUGAACAGUUUUCAAAAAAUCCUAAUUUCAAUCCCUUUCAAUCUUCUUCAGUUUUGCCCAUCUGUGACAUCUGUUGUUUCUGUUAUGCUAUUUUAACCUUCCUUUAAAGUUUUGAUAGACCAAGGACGUCUAGCACGCAUAAGCGCUCGUAAUCUGCAGUUGAGUUGACGGCAAGGUACACUGAUGAAAGAUCUGUCUCAGCUCCAGGUGACAUCAGCACCCAACCAAAUCUCAUGAAUUUGGCUACAGGAUCUCUGCGGCGGCCAACACGCAAUCGUUCCCGGCUGCAAAUUUUGGCGAAAUUAUUGGCUCCCAAAAUAAGGUGGACUGGUAGCUGAGACUUUCUGUCAUCGUCAUCCAUGUGUACUUGUCUCAGGUGUGAGUGUUCGGCAAGAACUUUCUCGUAGCAGGGAUUUUCCAAUAGAAGCAAUUCUCGCUUAUCGAUUUUGGUUACGCUAACAUCGAGUUGAAAGUUAUCUGUCACGGCAUGCAUUGUCACAUUAAAUUCUUACAGUGUUUUGGUGGUUACACCCAUAAGCAUUGCGAUUUGACGUAAACUAGCUGCAUUUGGCCGAGCUUUAACCAAUUUCACAAAGGUUGAGGAGCAAUAGGAGUGACUUGCACCACUGUCCAGAAGUGCUCGAAAUUUGUAUUCCUCAACCCUCACUACAACAACUGGAUGAAUGACAGCCGAUUCUCCAACGUGGUUUGUGGUCAUGCCUGGUUGCAUGCCGGCAGUAACAUUUGCAGUUUUUCACAGAUUGAUGUGUGAUGUUUUCCUUUGCAAGUGUGACGAGAUGUUUGGCUCUUGCAUAGUGCUGCUCUGUGUGGGCCCGUACAUUAUUGAAGCAUAGACGUUUAGAAGCGAGGUUUGAUUUUCGUUGACUCACGUCAGUAACCUUGGUGCAAUUUACGGCUCUGUGUUCCGUGCUUGUACAAUAUACACACCCGCGUGGCGUAUGCAUUCUUUCCUCUCGGUUGAAAAAUGCCUUCUGUUUACAACCACCUUGUAAAGGGUUAUUAAUCGUCCAUUUCUCUAACGUUUCCAGAAACUCCUUGAAGGUCCAAUUCUCGCCAGUUCCCGUCGAUUAAGACGAGCUCACUUUUUAUCACCUCAAGCUUGUUGAGGGUGAAUCUUGCGGCCGCGUCAAGCUCAUUUAGUUUCUUGAGUGUUAGUAAUGACUCCACAUUAAACAGCAGCUUCUCGUAAAAAUCGUGUAUCUUUGCCACAUCUCAUUCUUGAAUUGUCGGCAGCUCGAGAAUGUUCCUCACAUACGCUCCUACAACUUCGCUAGUUUGGCCAUAUCUUUUCUCGAGUAGAGCUUUGGCUUUGAGGUAACCCUCUUCGGUGAAAGGUGAUCCAUCGAUAAGUUUUCAUACUUUCACAUCGACCAAUUCUUUUAGGUAAGAACAUUUUGUGGUGGCUGGUUCACUGGUACCGUCAAUUUGGGAAGAAAAUUGACCCAAAAAUCUGAACUUGGAAAUGACCAACUUAGGCAUUUUUGCAAUCCUCACGGCUGACGCUCCUCCUGAUAUACUUGCGCUCAUGUUUUCCUUCAGUGAACUGAUAUGUUUUUGGUGUUCCAGUUCAAGUUUCAUCUUCUGCUUUUGAAACUCCAACUGUUUGGCCUGUGCCUUUGCUGCUGCUGCAUGCUCUUGGUUAAGCUUUUGUUCCAUGAGCAUUUUCUCAUACUGCAUGGCUUUGAUAUGGGCUUCUAAGGCUUUGGCAUCUUGUGCAGCAGCAAUCAUGCUCUUCAGGUGUUUUGCGAUCUUUCGCGUUCAUUCAUCAUCUGCUUCAGCUAGCAAUUCUUCGGCUUUUGCGCCCCAUACGGAAACCUCUUCCUCUGAUUCUCCUUUCCUAAAUUUCUUUUCCUCAAUACUCUCCUUUUGUGUGCUUACUGCUUCUGUGAUAUUAGCGAUUGAGGCUUGGUGCCUCUCUAAGGCUUCUUUUUCAUCCUUGGCGAUAAUUUCAUCGGUCUUAUUUGUUCGAAAACUCAAGGCUUUGAGUUUUCCAUUCAGUUCACUGAUCAUCUUUUCCAUCUUGAAGUUAGUCGGUAUCACUCACGGUCCAUUUGUUGGAGGUGCCAGGUUUUGGAAAUGGAAAAGCACACGAUAUUCUUGGUUUCUAAUUUAUUGGUUGGUUACACGACAUAAAAAUCUCUCUCACUAAAGUAAAAUUUGUCCUUUAAAGAUAUAUAAUACUGCACAUACAUUGUUUCACUUAUCUAUCAGAAAACAUGUCAAUAUGCCCUAUACCGGAAUGUUUCAAUUAUGUCAUGAGAUUCGGCUCUUCUCAGCUUGCGUUAACUACAACUUGCAUGUCUCACUAAUAGAGCUCUAGACAGGUUCAAUAGCACUAAUUGAAAAUGCAAUAAUAAUCAAAUAUUACUGACAACAGUUUCCGAGAACCUGUCCAUGAUCUUGUACUUGUGAUCCCCCAUCCACCCCUUAUAAAAGUUGCUAGUGAUACAAGACCAUGCUCAAAACUUGGAUGAACUUGGAGGGGGGGUGGUGGAAAAAAUCUUGUAUAAGGCCAUGUUUAUGAGUGUUUUUUGCCGGUUAGCUGCAAAUUCCAUACAAAAACACAUGAAAAGGGGAGGUAUCCCAAAGCCUUUACAUUCCAGAGGUAACGUAUCUAGUUUUCCUUGAAAUAUCAAUCAAAUGCUAUAGUAUUCAGGGUUUGCAAUUUUAUUUUAGAGAUAACAUAACUGUUAUGUUAUAUUUUCUAGCAUGGGUGCAACUGUGUUUGUGCAGCCUCUUGAUCUGGUCAAAAACAGGAUGCAGAUGAGUGGUGGGUAUAAUUUUUAUGUGUUAUAAAGUAGAACAUGAAGGAUACGUAUUAGUACUGGUGGAAAGGUUGCAUAUAAAUGGUAACAUCACAAGAUUUCAUCUGCAGACUCAAGAGUGAAAACCUAUUUAUGCAGUGUAAGAGACCUCUCAAGUCUCACGGUUUUGAGGACAAUCUUACGGUCUCAUGAUGAGGCACAAAAAUCUCACAGUAAACAGAUUCACAAGCUGAUGGAAUACACCUCUAGAAUAUUUUCAUUUUUGGCUUGUAAAAUUGAUUUUCAGGCAUCAAUUCUGUAGAAAUCCACAGUUCUAAGGCAUAUUUGUCAUAAUUGUUAAUUGAUUGUCUUGUUGACAAAUUAUGGACCUCAAAACCAUAUUUGGAAAACAAAUGCCAAAUGAGGUUAUUGUUACCAGUUUGUUGCAGAAUUCCUUCAUUUUUUUCUUUGACAUAAUUAGUCCAUUCCAUUAACAAAAGUCGAAUUUGUUUGGCUCAUAGUGCUUUUUUAAAAAAAUUUGAGUGGCGAUUCGCCUGGACAGUCCAAAGCUGUCAUGAUCGUCUUUUUGAAGGUCAAAUUUAAGCGUUUUGUUCAAGGCUCGCAAAACUUUAUUCAAAAAAGGCAAAAUAUUUAAAUUCUGACUUAAAAAAAAGGAAUCAUGAUGUUUUGAAAAUACCACGCAAAGCGUCCUUGAAAAAAAUGCGCGGUUAUCGUAGUUUUGAAAUGAGCUUUUUUCAAAAGUCUGACGUUAUCUGGAGUCUUGGUCACUACCCCUGGUCAGUACUUGGGCUCGUGUAUUGAAAUCAAGAAAAACAUUAAUUUUUUGGGCACUGUUGAUUCCAAAGCACAAGAGUUCGAUAAAGCUGGGUAAUAUUUUACUGUAAUUGAUCGUAUAACCUAAUUUUCACAUUUUGGUGAUUCCAAACUCUCCCACUGAAAAUCAAACCAAGAGAGCAAAUUAUAAGUUAAAAAGUAGCUUUUAUUGUUCGAGAUAAACUGUGAAUAACUAACAACCAAAUGGUACACGAAAAUAGAAAUUGUGAAGUUUAAUUGCCGAAAUUAUGGAUUCCAGCGUAAGUUGUCAUCUAAGUUUACUUCCUAAAAGCUGUUUACAAAAUUUCAUUCAACUGAAUUGCUCGUAGGUUUUCAUGAUCAACAAAGAAAGAAAAAGCUUUUCGUUCAGGUAAAGCAUAUAAGUAUUUGACGAAAGUGAGUUCUGUUUAAAAGCAUUACACGUGUUAAUUUCCCGUCACACUGGCUACGCGUGAAUGUCAGUUUUUUUUAGCUUGUCACGCGUAUGUACUUUUUUAAUACAGUUGACAAAAAGCAUAAAACGUUUUUUCAAGUUUUUGAAAAGUAACUGUUUCCACAAUUUUUUUGAAUUCGAGGUUGAAAAACCCUGUUGGUUACUAUAAUAGUGGUUUGUGCCUAAAUGCGGUUGGUUCACAGCCUUCAAGAAAUUCGGAUAGGUUUGCUACAAGAUUUUUUUUCUAUCGCGAGAACUAAAAUGAAUUUCAAAGUAUUUCAACAUGUCCUUGAGCAUGGCAACACUAAAUGUUUCAAGUUUCUUCUCGUGUGAAAGGUCACGUAAACAGUAUGAAUCAUAGCAGAUAGGAUGCUUAGGACCAAGGUGGGUGGCCACCUCUUCCAGGACGGUUCAUCUCUCUUGCUCUUCCUGUUCCACCUGUACGUCUCCAUUGAGCGCUUCUCGAUGUGCUUUGCUUCUUCGCGAGGCCGCAAGCCUAAAAAAAAAUCCCGUACUUGACCCUUUGUGAGCCAAUGUUUCCUUUCAAACAUCCGAGAACUAUCUGGGUUUCUUGCAGUUCACAUAUCUGGUGCCACUUUUGCGGGAUCUGUCUUGAUGCCAGUUCUUUCUCUAAGGUCAAAUUUCGUUGUUAGGUACUCUUUAACCUCGGUAGGAAAAUGCACAGCUUCGUUUCGGGGCUUGUGUACAGCCCAUCCAGUCUGCAAGUCACAGUCUGCAAGUCACUGCAUUGGGGAGAGCGGCCAGUUUCAUUCUUUUCAUGACGCUCCUCUCCAACUGCUACAGGCACGCUUCCGAUUUCUUCGUCCUUAUCAACAGUAUGAAAUUUCUCCUCCCAGUCUCUUCUGAGCUUGUCAUACACCGUAUCAGAGUGUCGUUGAACUUGGCUGUGCUCAUCAGCAUCAAGGUUAUUUUCCAGUUUACUGAAUUUCUUGAAAACCAUGUCGUACCCGGGCUCAGAACAAGAGAAACGACCAUUGCAUUGUUUGUUUUCACUGUUUGUCUCUCUCUUAUAUACUCGAGCUUCUAUGAGUGGAAAGAAGUUCUCAUGCACAAUGAGGUCAGUAGGACCUUGAGGUUCAGUUAUGACUUCUCGGUAAGGAAUAAACCUGCCCAGUCCAACACCAUAAGCUCUCCAUGCUCUAAUUCCUUCCACUUCAAACUUGAAAUUGUAAUACUUGCUGAAACCUUCUAUCUUAUGUACUUCGAGUGUCUUUUGAGUCUCGCUUAUUGCGCACACGGUGGCAGGUGUACUUUGAACAGGGCAUUCUGAGAGUGCUACACGCAUGUCUCUGGCAGAAACGACACCGUGUCCCUCAUUGCAAUAUCGUCGGAUUGAUGAUUUCAUUGGACAAAGGAUUCUAUCACAUAUCUUUUCCAUACUGCGGCUGGAAAAGUCAUACCGUGCUACUUCAAUGCCUACUCGUCUUCUGGCAUCUCUAACGACAGCUAAGAGAAAGUUAUUGUGGUAACAGCCUGCUUCAUCACUCCUUAGGUUCACUUGGGUAAUCUGGGGAUGUUCUUUCUGUACAACCUCAAGCGUGUUUUUGAUGAUCGAGCAUACUGCGUACCAGUCUUGUUGGCAAGAGUCGAGGAUAUGAGCGUACGAUUUCAGCUCAAUUUUUCCAGAGUCAACGUUCUUAGUUAUAAGGGUGGAAAUAUGCCAGCUCAGCCCCGGUUUGCAAAACCAUUCAGACUGUUUCUCGCAAAAUUUUAUUUGGAGGAACUUCAUAGCCCAGUCCAUGAUCAGAAUGGCUGACUGUGGGUCUUCUGAUUUUAGUACAUCUUGUUUUGCCUCCUCCUGAUUUAUUGAGCGCACAAUGUGUGCUUUCCACAACAAGAUGUCUGACUGUGCACGGUCAAAGUCAUAAAGGACAUCUUCUCUUUGUUUGCAACUGUAAGGCUUCCACGAUGACCCUUCAGUCGCUAGUCUCACUUCCUUUAGAACAUCCUUCAGCCCUUGGCAUUGCUCGCAAGUCGAUUGAUGCUGAUGCGGACAAGAAUGCUGGAGCUCGGGAUCAACAGGAUCACUAAGCGCAAACUUUCUACAGUGGUCAGCACAAGUAGAGUAAUACUGUUGACAGUGCACACAGUAGUCAGUUUUGAGAUAGCGUUUAGCAUCGCAUAGGUUUUGGCAAAUACGUAGACACCACUGUUUUUCCAUUCCUCCUUUCUCAAGAGUUUUAACCAGCGUCUCGAUACUCUGAAAGCCAGCAGCACUAUCUGCAGCCCUAUUGUCUAAGCCCUGGAGCGAUACACACUGAGACGCUUCUCGAACCUCCAAUAUUUUAAACAGUGAAGACCUACUAAGUGGCUCGUGACAUUGCUCUUUGCAAUACUCCAAGUAUUGCUCAAUCAUUGUAGACCUGGUCAGGAUCCUUACUACGUUAGGCAUCUCAAUUCUGUCACCAUUAUCUAGGGUGAGUACCUUGUUACCAUAUGAAACAUCCUGAUAAAUGUACGGUCUGUUAAUGAACUCUACAAAGUGGUCGACCUUCCACAUAUCAAAGCGUACACGAUGCUUCGUCUUGAUUUCAGGGAUGGUCCCAGGGCCGUGCAUUUUAGCAUGAGAACGUGCUUGCUUUAUUUCCCAUGUAGAGAGACUUUCUUAAAGUUGGUGAAUUUUCUUCAGUUUGGUCAUAGGGUAUCUAUGAGCGUAAAGGCUCAGAAUUUGUUUCUUUAAAUUCCAGGUCUUUGCGUUCUUAUAAGCAGUCAUGAGUACCACAAGAUCAUCGGGGGCUGAGCCAUCAAAUAAUUCUCUUUGUACAGACAUCAUUGACUCGAAGAGCUCCUCUCGUUACCUGGGGCUCAUGUUCUACUUGUUCUUGUAUAAUAAGACUCGCAAUUGUAUCCAUUGCCUCGUUAUACCUGCUGACUGCAUCGGUUACCACGGGUGUAGUAAAAGAGGCCUCCUCUGACCCUGGAAUCCAGCAUGGUGUUGUGGGAUUCCAGGAAGCUAGUGUUGAUUGGUCUUCAAGAAAUGGAGUCAAAGUGACCAUGGAACCGAUGGCUCCCACGGCAGCCUCUUUAGCAGGUCUGCAGAGAAUAGAAAUGGAAAGGCUGCCACUUAGUUGCCUUGCGAUAGGAUAACCUGACAGAGCAACCGUGUAUGUAUUUUUUAUAAAACAACAACCAAACGACUACCCUCCUGAAAGUACCUUUGAAGGAGCACAUCUCCCUCAGUUUCCUCGGGGUAUAGCCAGUCUGAUUUCCGAUCUAAUUCUUCACUGUGUUUCUUUCUGCGCGUUGUGCAAGUAGCUAGUAACAAAAAGAAACAAAAAAUAGUUUUGCAACCUGGAAAGACUUGUUAAAAAAUACUAGAUUUACUACUAAGUUGAUAAAAGAAGCUAUAUCUUUUCAGUAAAAUCCAGCUAGUGGUCUAUUAUCAAUGCUGCGUUCUGAUUGGCUGAGCUACUACCAGGCUAUAUUUUAUAGCUCACUAGUAGUGAAAAGCACGGGCUUUUUGGUGGCAAAAAAGCAUUAAAGUCUAGCUUUAACUCACUAAAAUUUCUUUAUUCUUGAUAAUUUUUUAGCAACUAGUUGGAUUUUACUAAAACAAUUAUUCCUCUCACCCUCAUGGCCUCUGAGUUAUAGCCCAUUCAGCCUUCGGCCUCAUGGGCUAUUGACUGAGAGCACAUUUGAGCUUGAGGAAUAAUUGUUAAAUAUUCCAUCUUGGAAUUAUAUUAUAUAGGCUAUAAAUCAGCGCCCAGCUUUAUGGAUGACGCACAGCGAAGAACUAUUGCUAAUGAACUACAAAAACCAAAUUAUGAUCAUUUGAUUUGCUAUUUGUUUGGAAAAGUUUUUCUGGCUGCAAAUACUAUCAAAUACGGGAUCCAUCGUUUAUCAUUCAUGAUAUAUACUGAAUGGGACUUCCCCUCAGUCCAUAGCUCACUUUUAAGUAAUUAGAUCAUGAAUGAAUAUAUUUAGUUGAAAUGUUAAGGAAGACAAAACCUUUUAAUUCUGAUAUGUUAAUUAUAAAAUGAACGAAUAGAACAGUUAUAGUUGCUAGUCUGAUAGUACUUACGCGAGCCAGCGGGAAGGGCUUCUCCAAAGAUAUUUUUUAUUUCCCUUGCAGUUUUGAAAUUAAUAACAUGUGUUCUGGCUAUUGCCAUUUUCUUCCUGUGAUGUUUUGGAUACUGGCAGGUCUUUGGUGCUUGCCAGUAUUUUCCCAAAGUAUAGUGAUGGACUGGACAAACUGUCAUAUUCUUGAUCUGAUCAUCAGUGAGUUCUAACAGACCUGCCCCUGCCAGUACCAGAUCCAUUUCACAAACAUUUUCCCUCGGCAGUGAUUCAUUAGGUGUAAACUGAUGUCAGCAUUGCAACUGUUCAGGCACGCAAAAUCUACACAUCCUGGAUUACUUCCCCAUUUUCCGCCUGUUACUGCAGAAAAAAACAAAAUGCAGCCAUUCUAUCUGCAAAGGUUAUCCCGGCACAAUGUAAAUACAGUCUAGGUUUUGUGUUGCAAAUUUGCAUACAAAAUUAAAUUAAGUGAACGGCGCCAGAAAAAUUAACUUAAAUUAAAUUAAAAACUUGAAGAAAUAGUAAACCAGCAACACAUUUUUAUUCUUAAAAGUAGCCAGUUUUUUUGUACUUUGUUUAUUUUACCUCGUUAAGCCUGAUAAGUAGUUUCAGCUUCGAUAAAAUAACAUCCAACGUGUUUUGCACUACAAACUGAAGUCUGAAAUUGACAUCCUCAGGCACAACAUAAAUUAUGUCAUCUGGACACAAAAACUUGUGGCUAGAAAAUUAGGUACAUUUUGGUAAACUAUUUCUUUACUGAAUCAUGUCAUAACUUUUGAGGUGGUAAUUGCGCGGUAAAUCUAUUCAUAAUGAAUUUUAACUUUUUUACCGUUUCAGCCCCUUUAUUUCAACGAAAUUUCUUAUAAUAACUGUUUAGCCGCAACUUGACAUAGCAAGAUUCACCGGAGCUGCUACUUUUUUUGUAACAUCCCAAUUUUAGGACAAUAUGUAGUGGAUUUUAAGAUAUUCACUGUUUAUCCCCAGCAUUAAUGGUUGCUCCCUGACAGUAAUGAUUUUUAGUUUUGUAGUAGGAAAGUUUGGAAUCAGGAAAAUGCGUAAAUUACAUCAUAUGCACAAUUACAGUAGAAUAUUACCCAAUUUUAUCGAACUCUUGUGCUUCGGAAUCAACAGCACCCAAAAAUCUUUUUCUUGAUUUCAAUGCACCAGCACUAGUACUGACCAGGGAUAGUGACCAAGACUCCAGAUAAUGUCAGACUUUUGAAAAAAGUGUAUUUCAAAACUAGGAUAACCACGCAUUUUUUCAAGGACACUUAACGUGGUAUUUUCAAAACAUCAUAAUUCCUUUGUUAAGUAAGAAAUUAAAUAUCUUGCCCUUUUUUGAAUAAAGGAAGAAUGAAUUAAAAUCAUACUUCUGUUUUAUGCUAUUUGGGUGAAUGUGAAAUUUUUGUGAGCCUUGAACAAAACGCGUAAAUUUGACCUUCAAAAAGACGAUCAUGACAGCUUUGGACCGUCCAGGUGAAUCACCACCCAAUUUUUUUUUUAAAAAAGCACUGUGAGCCAAACAAAUUCGAUUUUUGUUGAUGGAAUGGGCUAAUUUUGUCGCAGAAAAAAUUGAAGGAAUUCUGUUUGCCACGGAAAUCUGAGUGGUCGGUUCUUACACGGACCGCCUCUUAACAGUUGACAUGUGGACAUUUCCAACAACAAUUUAAUGUCUUUCCUUUUUUGAUUUGAAGUGAUCCUGAAAAGGUCUGAUUUUAGUGAAUCUAAAAUCUGAUAAUAUUUAUUGUCUUUUAGCUCUCUAAUGUCACCUCUGUCAAAUCACCUACAACCUUCAGAAUUGUUUUUAUUUGUACUUGCCCUCAUUAUUUGUCUGUAUAUAUGAUAUCUGAUAGAAGUGCAACUUGAAGAACAUUGCACACAUGUCAGCUUUUUUCCUUAAUAGAAAUGGACCAUCAUGGGAUCAAAUAAUAUGUUUCUGGGAAACUGCCCACAUACCCCUUCCCUAAGCCAACAUUAAAGCUUACUUCUCACUUAGGGCAAAGUGUUGGCUUAAGGGAGGGUAUGUGGGCAGUUUCCCAGAAACGUAUAAUAAACAUUUAAUGACUGGUUCCGAGGAAAAGCAUUAAUUUUGUUUCCUGAGAUGGAGCUGAGGGAAACGUUGAGAUGUGAGGGAAACAAACUCAACUGUUUCCCGAGGGACCAGUCUUUAAGUGAUUUUUUAUAUGGCCCAUGAAGAACAAAAAACCUUUUUUGAGUACAGAUGUAUGAAAAUAAAUCUCCCAAACAGUCAACAUUCACGGGUAACAUUGCACUGUUGCCCUCUGACAUCAUGGAUUUUGCAUUGUUGCCUGCUCAGAGAUUUUGGCAGGAAACAGCUUCAUUGUUAGAUGUCAUUAGACAUCAAAGUAACCUAUGAGAGCAUGCACUGUUGAGAAAAAAUUUCCAGCUACAUAACAAAAACCAUUAUGCAGAUCAAGGAGGAUGUAACGUCUGAGUACCUCACAUCAAUUAUUAUUAUGUUCUAUUCAAUCUAAGCACCUUCCAAAUUUGGUUGACACCAGCUGGAUAUUAUAAUUAACAAUUAUUUACCGAAGUGGAUAUUUACCGAGGCGGCAAAGGGAAAUAUCCACCACUAGCCACCUCCAAUGUGGUGAAUAAUUGUUAAUUAUCAUAUCCAGCUGGUGUCAACCAAAUAGGUAACCUGAGGUGAAUAAUCGUUUUAGUAUAUACUGAAACAGUGAGAUAAUUGGGCACAAAGAUGAUGAUUUUUAACUCAUUUACUGGUGCCAACUAUUACAGUUUUGGCAUGCAAUGACCGAAUGGCUGCAGUCAUCGCUUUUUCUUGCCGACAAAUAAAACUUUUAAAGGCAUUUGUUUAGCUCUUGCAGGCAAAUUUCUUCAAAAGGAGUUGUGAAUUCUUUUUGUAUUGAAAAUCAUUCUGUAAAAAAGAUUAUUAAAUUUAGUUUUAAGCUUAUUUAUAAACAAGUCAACUAAACAAAGUAAUGCAAGACUUGAGCUUAAUUUGCAUUCGUAGACAAAAAACUUAUUCAGCAAAUUCAAAUUCAAUCAAUUCAGACAAAAAACAAAUUCAAGUCAAAAAGACAAAGGUUUACCUGUUAAAACUUCCAAAGCAAACUUCGUCACCUUCUUCGUGUAUUUCAGGAACAGCUUGCUUGAUUAGUUGUGAAAUUUCUUUGUUUGUUACAGCAGCAAACCGGAAAGGCAUUUUGCUCGCAACUUGCGCAAGUUUGGUGCUGCUUGCUCGGAGGAACUGGAGGUGAAUCAGUGAAUAGUGCAGGUUAUUCACUGAUUGAGUCGCCAAUCAGAGUGCACAAAAAUCACUAUCCACUGUUUUAGUACGUACUAAUAAGGUUUAGCUGGGAGAAAAAAUGUCAAGCAGAAACAGAAUAAUUAUUUUGAAUGAAUAGUGAUUUUAUUUCUUUCGUAGGUGUUGGUGGUGCGGCAAAAACACACAAGAGCAGUUUACAUGCAAUUGGCUCCAUUCUGCGACAGGAAGGCUUUCUAGGUGUCUAUAAUGGGUUAGUAUUUUAGGGGUGUGUUUGAUUGAUCAUAUUUUGGAAUAAUAAUAAUGCGGAAAGUUUUGUUGCAAAUCUCUAAUGUAGAAUGCUUUUUGGGCCGCAUGGUCUAUACUCUCAUUGACCUUGACUCUUGAUCAAUCGUUGCAUUUGCCCCCCAUGCAGAUGUUCUUAGGGCUUUGUAACUGCCGACCGGUUAGCUCAAUGGGAUAAGCGCCGGUCUGCUGAGCAGGAGGUUGCGGGUUCAAACCCCAGCCGGACCAACACUCAGAGUCUAAAUAACUGAGGAGAAAGUGCUGCCUUUGUAAUAACAUCUGCAAACGGUUAGACUUUCUAGUCUUCUGGCACAAGGACGAUAAACCGUACGCCCCAUCUUACAAGCCGUUGCACAAGUAAUAAAUCUGUAGGACGUUAAAGAACCCACACACUCUUCGUAAAGAGUAGGGCAUGUAGUGCCCACUGCAGUGAUCUAUCUCACUUUCAGACUCAUGUAUGGGGGCAUCAUUUCUCAUUCCUUCAUUACUUGUAAACUGCACCUUAAGCAGUCUGGCAAAGUCCCCCAACCAGUGUUGUAAAUUAUCCCUGAAAAGUCCUGGGGGGGUGGAUAAUAAGAUAUUUACAAUUUGUCAUGUGUUCCUUCCUCACAUGUAGGAUUACUUGAAGUUAUUGUAAAACACUGAUUGGCAGAGACACACUUGACCAUGGUAAUUUUUAACAUCUCCCUAUUACACUUCUGUUGCUUUUAGAUUAUCUGCUGGUCUUUUACGACAAGCAACCUAUACUACAACAAGACUUGGUGUCUUCACUUCACUAAUGGAACACUUUAAAAGGUAAAUGUUGUUAACAUUCAUAAUACACCAGUGUUUACUUCAAGAAAAGAUGGGGCAAGGUAAGGCAACUCACCUGCGUAUAUGGAUCAUACCAAAAUGGCUUCACCUUCUCUAAAGGCAAAGACUAGCCACAAAAAAAGAAAACUUACAGUAACAAAAAUUAAAUAAAAAUUUUCAUUCCAAGAAUGUUUUUUUUUGUUCCUAUGUUUUUGAAGUGUCUGGAGAUUUUUUGGUAUUUCCCCUAAUUCUUGAAAGUGAUUUCCUUUCUAGUUCUUGAAGAGGUUACUUUCCUCCCACUGGUGCUCACUUCACUGAAGUGUCGUAGCAGUGUAAAAUGCCUGCGCGCACGAACUACGGUUUAUAAAACUAUAUGUAUGGAUGAAAUAUGACCAAAAAAAAUCUUUAAACAUAAUCUUUUCUAAGCUUAUGUAUUGUCUAAUCAUUUAUUUUUAUAAAGUAUAUCACACAGCAGUACAUCAGAGUCUUUCGACUGAAUGUUCUACUUGUAAUCCUAAGAGACAUGUGUUAUAUUUGAAAGUAUGCAAUGUAUAUUGAAGAGUUGAGUAAAAUAGUUGAUAUAUUAACAAGUCAUCACUGUGGCUUAUGAUGAAGGUCUUCUUGUAGGAGUCUGUUUCGUAGACAGGAAUAUUAAAAACUUUCCUCAUCCUCAGCUACGUAUUAUGAGCCGACUUUGGCAGCAGCAAACUGUUUAGCCAGUUUUUGUCCCGCAAAAUAUUGCUACAAAGGUUUAAAUAUGGUAGUGUAGGGGGUGCUAGCCCUUUCUAAUGCUUCAUUCUACUUACUUAACCAUGCCUUUUCUUGCAACUUAUUAUUUUUUUGCCUAUCUUUCCAUUUUUACUUUACAUGCGAAUAAAAUGUACUUUUGCAUCCGGUAGCCCCUGGUUGUAUUCCAUUUUACAUCUUCAUUCCUUCAAAAUUUAUGAAGUCCUGAAAUUCUAGUAGAGUGCCUCUUUUAGUCUUAAUAUAUAUUAUCACCAACACAAAGCCAAGUCAGCCUAAAUGCAUAAGAUAUAGAAGAAUCGGCCCAAGGCUUUGCCAAUCGGUGGACCAGGAUAAAAUACGAGGUAUGCCCCAUCGGUACAGGAGGAGGGAGGGGUGAGAACUGCUAUCGAGGGUGCUGAAACCUAAACUUUACUACAACUGACUGAAUAAUCAAGCAGGCUACUCUUAAAACUGACAGACUAGGUCUGUAGGUAUGCCGUGUAUUCUCCCGGGCCAUGCUGAGAAAUGUGAGGAAGUGCAUUGAUACUAAUUUAGGCUUUGCGUGUGUCUUCUGUGGCAAGAAUAGUCUUUUAGUAACAUAUAGUUGACUUCAUUUCUGUUUGACUUGUACAGUGUUGCAUUUGUCCUUUUUUUCUCAUAUUUAGUCCUGAUGGAACUCCACCUUCUUUUCUUAUGAAAUGUGCUCUAGGUAAGUGCGUGUAUUCUCAUAUUGAAUAUUUUGUUAUAUUGAUUUAUUUAAGGUAUUUGUUUCAGGGCUGGUUUUUCUGAUUAUUUGUUGAAAACUUUUUGCUUGUAAUUCCAUUAAUCUAGGAUUAUUAGUUUCAGUCAAGCCAGGCCAAGUGUACCCCCAUUGGUUCUAUAAUGAACUGAUUAGUUUAAAAAGUAGAAUCCCGAUUAGUCAUUGUCUCGACUUGUCACUAUUCUUGCAUCCAUUUAGACUGAGUAGUGAUUUUAGACUUCAUUCUCCGGUCUGUAUUCAAAUAGAUAACAUUCUUAUGAAGGCUUUGAUAUUGAGUUCAAGAAGAAAGCUGAGCUAACAGAGAUUUUAACUACCUGCCCGUGUAAAUUCACUGCUCAGAAGAUAUGCAAAAGUGAUGAAAUGAAUCUGAUAUUGGCUUUUACCUAUCAGAUAUCAGAUUCAAUUUUCCAAUAGUAUGAUAAAUUUAUAGGUACAUGUAGUCUUGACCACACUUGACUGUAAUCAGCCAAGGGUGUCAUGAACACACAGAAUGAUCCUUUAAUCUAAUUAACUUCAGAUCUCCCAACCCCUGAAAAAGAAAAAUCUUAGUGAAAAAAAUUGGAAGAUUCUUUGAAAAGUAGUGAGAUUCCAUUUUUUUUUUCCUGAUCAAUAUAAAAUGAACCCUUUUUCUAUUGAGGGAAUUAAUUAGCUGUUUCUUUAAAAAUUAUCUUGCUUUUUUUAUAUUGGUGUUCCCUCUUAAUGGCCAAAAUGUUAGAUUAAGUGUCAUCAAAGCUUUAAGAGGCACUAGCCUUUCCCGCGAAAUUCGCAAGGUUUUUUCAACAAGGUUACAUUUUAUGUCAAACUGAUAUUUCCCAAAAAGCUGUGAGAUUGAGAGACUUGACAUGAGGCUGUGAGAAAAGUUAAAAAAUUGUGAGACUCACGGUAGAAUCGUGAGAGUUGGCAGGUCUGUAACUUAUAUCAAUGAUACCAUUGAUGCUGCCAUAAGUAACCACCUAAUACCAAGAUUUGGUCAUUUUUGUGGAGAUUAAGUAACUAUGAUGCUGUAGUUGUGGUAUUUUUGGUUAAGAGGUUACAUAUGGAGGUUUAACUGCACUUGCAUGUUGUUGUAUAAUGAGGCCCUCAUAGGGAGGGGGUGGGGGGCUAGUCAUCUACUAAUAUAUUGGACAUACAGUCAAACCCCAUUAAUACCAACACUGAGGGGACCAUAGAAAGUGUCUGUAUUAAAGGUAAAGGGCCUCCUUUCCCCAGGGACAAAGCAAACUCUCCAUAAUAAUGAGGUGUUCAUAUUAAGUGGGUGUCCAUAAAGCAAACUUUGACUAUAAUUUGUUUUAAAAUCCAAAUAUUUGUUUUCUUCAGGGAUGACUGCAGGAGCUGUAGGUUCAUUCAUAGGCACACCAGCAGAAAUUUCACUCAUAAGAAUGACAUCAGAUGGAAGGUAAAGACAUUUCUCCACUCCAGUAGUUGUACUGCUGUUUUAGCUGUAAACAGGGCUCUCAAAGCUCACACAUUGAAUUAAAACUCAUUGGACUUAGGGCAAACUUGUUCCCUAACACAGAAGCCAACAGAGUUUAUAUGCGAUCAGUGAUCUUCACAACACUGAAAUGAUUAAUCUUGUUAGUAGCCCUUAAAAGCUAAAAGAAAAGUCAGGGACCAGCAAUAUUUUAACAGAUCAGUGCAGGAAUGUCACUAAGAUUUCAAGUUCCCGGGUAAAUACAACAAGUAGGAGGGGAAUCAGACAGUUAGGAAUUUCUUUUGGUUAUAUUUUUCUUCUGUUUCCCUAUGAAAGUAGCCGGGGGCCACAUAUAUAGUAGCUGGGGCAAAACCACGGCCCCUGCCUCUUAAUGACAGCCCUAGCCUGCGUAGCAAGCGUUUCUGUGCGGUUUGGGAGUAAAGAACGAGGAACAAGAGUCAAAGACCGCGCGAAAAAUGGCGCAAGGAUCAGUGGCUUAGCUGAAGUGACAAGGAAAGCCACCAAUCUAAAUAUUGCUGAGUGUUCAAAAUAGCAGAAAAAGGGUUCAAUUUUUCAAAUUUACUGGGAAAGAGUGCCUCAAGACCCUUUUCAGCUAAAACAGUUUUCACAUGACUUGUAGCUAUCUCGGAAUCUCUCUCUUAAUACCUGUUUCAACAUGAGGACUGUGCGAGGAUAGCCUGCAGUGCAGGCGUAUUUUGGGUGGGCGAAACCUUGUUCGUGUACAUAAUAUUGUUGUAGCCGCCAUCUGUGAUUUUAUGACAGUGGAAGAUUGGGGAGAGUAGAAAUAGUGCAGGCGUUUUCUCUUCUCUCUUCUCGCCCCCUCCUCGCUCCCUUUGACUCGCCCCAUUUCCUCCUCUCUUCGGGAAGUUUCAACACGGCGCUUUCGCGAGCAAAUUGCGCGCUCAAAGAAAACGCCUGCACUGCAGGCUAGUGUGAGGACAGUGUGAGGACUGUACGAUAAAUGACUUAAAGAUGUUGUGAAGAUCACUAACCUUCAUCUCACCUCAAAAGAUUGACUGAAAGUGUGCUACCUGAAAUAUACCCGACGUAGCAUAGGUUUUUUCUCUGCGUGCAGCAGGAUGAAAGCUCUCUGGCACCCCGUUUUCAGAAGUGCCUCGCUCUAUCACUGUAGUAACCAAACACAUCCCUUCAUUUUAAACUGUUUAAUUUUGCUAUUUUUGCAAACCACACAAAUCUCAUCACUCAAAUAAGAAACCGCAGAGCACUGCGACACUGUAUUGAAACAUUGUUUUUGUAGGGAACUGAAAUUUCUAAAGGAAUGAUAUAUUUUCACAGGCUCCCUGUUGAACAACAGCGCAGAUAUACAAGUGUGUUUAAUGCAUUGUAUAGAAUUACAAAAGAAGAAGGACUAAUCACUCUCUGGAGGGUAAGGUUAUGCAGGAUCGCCGAAUUCACAAAAAACCAGUGAAAGCUGCAGAUAAAAUUAGUAUAGGUAAUAGCAUGAUUUGUGGUGAUAUUUGGCAUAAAUACCACGAGUGAUAUUUCAAAAUUGUUAUACGUAAUUUCACGAGCCGUUAGGCGAGUGAAAUUUGAGACAAUUUUGAAAUAUCACGAGUGGUAUUUAUGCCAAAUAUCACGUACAAAUCAUGCUAUUAUUUGUUUAUACUUCUUCCCACAAAAGGUUUGUAAUUUUCACAUAUAGGUAUUUCAAAUUAAGCUGAAAUACCACUGCUCUAAGCCAAUCAGAUUGCAGAAAUUUCUCAUGUAGUAGUAUAAUGAAUGUAAUAAGAUGCAUCGAGAACUGUCCAAAAGUAAAGAAACUUACAAGUUUAACAAAGUUGCAUGUUUUCAUUUAUAUGGUGGUUCUUUCCAGAGCUAGUGAAAAACGUUUGUACAUUACUGAAAAUAGAGACUGUUUUUACAUUUUCCCUCCUGGAGACUGCAGCUUUGUCUCUUUCUUUCUAAUGUUUAACAUUAUCAGUGAAGUGAAUUAAAGAUAGAGGCUUUAAAUGUGUACAUGUAUGUGCUUGUUUUGAAGUGUUGUUGCAGUAUUUUAAAGUACUGUAAUUUCAUACUGGCGUAUACAGGCACUGCUAGUGGAUGUUCCUUCCAAAAGGUCUUUUAACCCUUUAAGCCCUAAGAGUGAUCAACAUCAAAUUUCUCCUUGUAAUGUCAAUGCUUUGUAAAACAGAGUGGUCAUGAGAAUUAGGGACAUGAUCACACAAGAUGAAUUUACUUGAUAUUUUAUCAACUUCUCCCCACUACUUCUGUAGGAAAUGAGUAGGGGCAACAAAUGAGAAUUCAAAUCUUGAUCUUAGGGUUGAAAGGGUUAAACAGGCUAUGGAACGCUACUUUCUAUCUUUAUUAAAAAGGUAAAACUUGUCUUUUCAUCAAUUGAACCCCCCCACCCCCCCUUCCCCCCGAAACUGUUUCCUGUCGUCUGUUUCUACGGAUGCCGAGGAUGGACAUGCAUUGAAACUUGAAAAAAUUGGGCCAACAUUUUCAAGCUUAAAUGCUAUGCCUGCCAAGAUUAUCUCCAAAUUCCUAUGGUUCAUGCAACCUGAUGAAAUUUGUUUGACAUGCUUUUCUUGACUUAACAGAAGCAUUUUGUGUGUGGGUGAAAGCACUAAUUAAAAACUUCAGCACAGAAUUUACCUGAAACAUCAGUGUCCUUGUAACAUUAGAGAGUUUUAGAUCCGAGUUUACCGCGAACCUCUAACCGCUGGAGGUCACGUGACAAGUCUUUCGCUUCACGUUUGAGGUUUACGACGUGCGUUUUCAACGUGGGGAGAUAGGUUUUCACGUAUGUCAUUUACCUGAACACUUUUAGCGUAUAAUUCUUGUUUCAUCCCACGUAAUGAUACAAAAAUCUUGUGGAGCAAGUCUUUAUCCAUUAACAGAGGCACAAAUUCGGGCGAAAUGCUAAAUUUUAUAAAUCCUAUUGGAUCUUGAAAACAAGUGCCAUUCAUGGCUGCUGAUUCAAAAUGGCGGCCUUAAUUUAAUCCACCGCCAAUCUAAAUCGAAUUUUGUUUGACCGUCGAACCGCAGACGGGUAACCGCAAACCGCGGUUAGAGGUUUGCGGUAAACUCGGAUCUAAAACUCUCUAUUGCCUGUUUAAUGGUUUGUUUUCCUCUAUUAUUAGGGUUGUGGUCCAACUGUUACUCGAGCCAUUGUUGUUAAUGCUGCACAAUUAGCAACUUACUCUCAAGCCAAACAAGGCCUUCUUUCCACAGGUUAGUAAGAUUUAAGGUUUUUAUUGCCCCAUCUGAGGUAAUACAAAAUAUAUGUAAUGUUAUGUCAUGUCGUGGAUUAAAGGACAAGAAGACGCGCUCUUUUUACAUAUUAUCAUGUGAACAGUAAGCUCGGACUUCAGCAUAAAGAGUGUCACUGGCAGCCGCAUCAGUCCAUUUAUGAGCUUACUGUAACUCCCACGCCCCCCCAACAUCGUUGCCACCGGGGGAAUGUCCCCCACUCUUUUCGAACAGUAUUAGGGUUCUUUAACCUCCCCUUUAAUUUUGACUGAUGAAAGAAGAAUGAAUGAGACAAGGCCAAUGGCUUAACGUCGCCGCCUAAUGACGCCAUCAUUUUAACUGAGACAAGAUCUUAAAUCACAACCAGCAUUAUCUCACCAGUUUUUUAAAGACCCUGCUGUUGGUCCGGUCGGAGUUUGAACCCUCGACCUUCCACUCGGCAGACUGGUGCCCUCCCAACUGAGCUACGAGCAGCGGUUACGGAUUCCGGGAAGAUUUUUCUUGUGGAAUCCAGAAUCCAGGGGUUUGGAAUCCAUUUUUCAACUCAAGGAAUCAGAUUUCCCACUGGCAUAAAGGAAUUCGGAAUUCAGUUUUUUAAAUCUGGAAUCCACGGUAUGGAAUCCAGACAGGGGCACCCAACGUCAAUUUUCGGAAAAUAUCUGUUCGGAAGACGAUUUGAGGUAUAGAAUUUUCGGAACAUUUGUUGUAAAAUUACUUGCUUGCCUGCCUCUCCUAGGAGUUUCGAACAUCUAAAAAAUGGUAUAAUUACACAUUUUUAGCGGAUUUUUACCCUAAAAAGGUCACCUUGAAUUUUCGGGAGCCUUUUUUCUGGCUGAAAUUUUCGAAAAGGUAAGUUUUGAUCCUUAUAAUUUUCGGAUCACUAUACUUUCAGCUAGGAAAUCCGAACAGAUGAAAAAUUUUUAGGGGAUACAAAUGUCACCUUUAUCUACCGUUUAAAUACUCAAAAACGGUUAACAAUGCUAUGUUUAAGUAGCCUGAAUUUCAUCCGAUUACUUCGAGUCUUUAUUACUCCCUCAGUUGUUGAGAGGAGAAAACGACUCGAAACAAUCGGAUGAAUUUCAGGCUGAUGUUUAACUGGUUUUGAGCCAUAUUCUCGUUGGGUGCCCCUGUCCAGAAUCCAAGACUACCUUGGAUUGCCUUACUGGGGCGAGCCUUUUUUGUCACCGUUAGUUCCAUGUGUACAAUUUCUAUCUUUGUCUAUAGGCCGUUUAGUGACCAAGAUAAACAUUCGUUAUUAAACAAAUAGAUUCCAUUUUGUUGUGUGUCUGUUUCAUUACGUAUUUUUGUAUAAAUAUCUAAUGACUUUGGAAAGUCGUCCGUCGAUUUGUUCUUACCACAGUUUGAUGUCUUCUGUGAUGUACAUGUUAACUGAACAUAGGUCAACAGACAAUGGAAGAUUUGUUCCAUUUUUCAAGACAUUAAUACUGCUUUUUCUCUCGGUUUCUGCUUCUCUUUCUUCUAAAUAGUAAAUAAAAUAGCUUCCGCUAAACUUUUUUCACGACUGAUCACUGGCUAAAUCUGGAAUAAUUGGGUAAACAUUGUCAAAUCUGUGCGCGAUACUGGAGGGAAAAAAAGGAAAUGUUUUUCUACGACGUCAGCCGUGUGUUUGUAGUUUACUCUAACAGUUCAUAGAUUAUAACGAUGCAAAAUCAUUUUUGUACAAUAGAGAAAAUUAGUCAUUUACCAAAGGAAGAAAACAAAUUUUUAGCGUUUUUCGAGAGCCAACGUUCGAUAUAGUCUGAGUGAUAUGUAAAGUCUUGUUGAGAUGUCAUUUCUUUGUGUUUUCAGGUUACUUUAAGGAUGAUCUUUUGUGUCAUUUUGGUGCAAGUAUGAUCAGUGGUUUAGCGACAACUCUGGCAUCUAUGCCGGUAGAUAUUGCUAAAACUAGGUAUGUACGUGGACCGACAAGGCUCUUAUAACAUAACAAUUACCAUUAUUAAAAACUGAAUUAUUGGAUAAUGCAGUUCUAGAGCUCUGAUUGUCUUAGCCAUCAUCAUAUAUGAACCAUUAUUAAAAACUGAAUCAUUGGAUAAUGCAAUUCUAGCAUUUUGAUUGGCUUAGCCGUUAUGGUAUAUGAGCUAAUAUACCAUGUUCUCCAUAUAUGGUCGGUGUACGCGUCAGUUUAAAAUUGGAAGCUAGCUGAGAUUUUUUUUUUCGCGAAGGAUAGAACGGCGCUCGAAGCAAAUCGUUUUAAUUCAUUUCUUAGAAUACUAGAAAUGCAAUUUCAACGAAAAAAAAAGACAAAAACAAACAAAAAGCCACAAGAGCUUGUUUGAAAGUUUGUCGAAAAACAGAUGGAACUAAAGUACCUUGACCAGCUACGAAAGAAGACAAGUGUUGUUUCGUCAUGAUCAUGAAGCCAUUCGCCGAUCGAGUCACUCGCCGAUAGAUAACUGCAGCUUGUUUAUCCAACAUCAAGAAUAUUAAUCACAAGUAGCCAGCUACAAAUACAGGCUAUGCAGCCAUUCACUAGAGCAAUCGAGGCGGCAGUAUAGCUUCUUUCCUCGUUCAGCAAAACCAGCUUGUGGCUUCAAACAACUUCAUAACAAGCGACGAGGUAACACCGGUAGUUUUUCUCCGUUGUUCUUACUUUUAUAACUGCACCGAAAAUCCAAAUUCAUAGUAAUUUUGACGGCUGUCACUUAAAAAUUCCUUUCCUUCACAUUAUCUGCCAGGUUUUUUAAGCUGUUCUGCUGUGUAAAAUCCUAGAAUCACGAUGAGUUUUUAAAAAACUAAUGUUCAUCGCACAAUGUUUUGAUUUUUCAUUCAUGCAAUCUAGACGAGCCCGUUCGCGCGUUGACAGUUUUGAUAGACGUGUGACAUGUCAAUAGUGGAAGUCCCUAGUCUUUUCCGGUUUGUUCUAGUCGGGGCGAUUCAACGAGAUUUUGUGGGCGUUUUUAAUAAAACAAUUAUUCCACUCGGGCUUGUUGGAUAUGAAAUGAUUAUAGCCAACUCGGCGCUAUGCGCCUCGUUGGCUAUCUAUCAUCUCAUAUCCAACGCGCCCUCGUGGAAUAAUUGUUAAUUAUACGAUGCUUUCCAAAUAUGGUAACUGUACGCGUCUGCUCAAAAUUAAAAACAAGCUAAAAAUCGGUUGUUUUUAUAUUUCAAUAUAAAUAUUUUCAUAUCCAAAGCGCACUCCUGAAAUAAUUGUUAAUUAUGCGUUCAGUCAUAAUUUGUCUUUUUUAUAAGACGUGCAAUGAACUGAACGUUAAAGAGACCUAUUUGGAGCCCCUAAAUCCUGCGUUUUGAAGACUGGGUCAAUUCUGAGGUAAUAUCAUGACGAUGUACCUCCAGAGUUACCUAUAUCAGUUAUACCUAUAUUAGUUUUAUUUAUACCGUACCUAGUGAAGACAAGUCGGUCAAGUUACCCAAUCAAAGCAAAUACCGCUUGCUUCCUGUUUCUAAAUCUUGCUAAAAAUAGGUGAAAGAAUAAGCAAUUAAAACUAAGUAAAAUGUUAUUAAAAAUUUCAUUUUUCAUCUAUUGCUAUGUGCACAGUGACCAAAUAAGCCGAUGCUCUGCCAGCAGUGUGCGGUGCGGUUUGUUCUGUAAUGUAAAGAGAACUAUAUCACCCUGAAAGCAAAGCCUUAUUUUUUCUACCUGACGCCAAAAUCGAGGAAGUGAAGGAAAGUCUUUGCUAGCAGGUGGAUCUGUAUUACCAUGAACUGUUUUCUCUUUCUCUUAUUAGGAUUCAGAAUAUGAAGAUUAUUGACGGAAAACCCGAAUAUCGAGGAGCAGUGGUAAGAUUUCAUUUACAGAUCAUAUUGACCAUACUCUAUGGUUAUUUCUUGUUUUGCGGGGUACAUAUCGCAACCUCUGUGAUCUUCGGCGUCUUUAUGGUCCGCGUUUUCGUUUUCAGUGGGCUUAAGUUGUUUCGUUUUCAGCCUGAAGUGGUUUAUUUCAUUGUUGAAAAAAAGAAUUGUUCUAUGAACAUUGAAAGAUAACGCCACGUAGGGCGGAUUUAAUUGAUCAAGAAAGUGAAUUGUGCAGUUUAAAUUAUGUACAGGAAAGGGAGAUUUUUUCAAUUACGAAGUUGUGAAUGACGUCGAAAUCAUAAUUCACCUUUAAGUUCUUUGUAAUAUUUGUGUCUCGCGGCGAAGUAAUUAAAAUCUUCAGCUAAAUAGUAGUCUUGAGCUAAAUAUUUUUAAACGUGUAACUUAAAUUUACCUUUAAAUCUUUUUUGUCAUAACUAAGGUAACAGCUUUCAUUAAUUCCGCGCUGCGCAAUAUUAUAUGAACUCGAGCGAUUGAUUUUUCUAGAACCAAAACUUCUCCGCUAAAACAAUUGUUGUUCAUUGUUCAUUAGAAAAUGUUUGUAUUGGCUAUUUAUCGGUUGCUUAUGAGACUGGGUUGAUAUUCUGUCGGACUGAUCGAUGGGACUCUUUUAAGACGCUUAGCCUGCGUAGAAGGCGUUUUCGUGCGGUUGCGGAGCAAAGGACGAGGAACGAGAGUCAAAGCCCGAGCGAAAAAUUGCGUGAGUAGAGGAGCGGGAAGGGGUUGGGGCAAGCUAUGGAAAGCUAGUAGCCUGCACAGCAACUGUUGUUGGGUGCGUUCGGGCAGGCCAUGGGAAAAGAGCGCGAAGCGCGAGACACGCGAGAUGAGGGAAAAAAUGCCUUCCUCUCGCGUGUCUUGCGCUUCGCAUCCGCGCUGUAAAACUCGCCUGCAACGAACGCCCCCAGUGUAGACCAAUAACAGCUAGGCCCGGUUGUUCGAAGGCCGAUUAGCGCAAACCCGGGGUUAAAUUUAAAUUCGGGUUACUUUAUCGUUUUUUCAAAAGCAUUUUCUCGGAUAAUUUUCUCUAUUCUUUUUAGUUCGUCCAAUUACCAAACUGUGGACAAAAAGAAUUAAACUGAAUUUUCUUUUUAAGGUUAACAGCUUAGUGAGAAACUUCAAAAACUUCAAAAUCGUGCUAUCAGAGUUAUCACUAAAUCUAGCUAUGAUGCGGGCUCCAGAUAUCUUCUAACUCGCUUGGUCGGGACAAUUUAUUGGUUAGAAGGGCUAAACAAAAGGCUAAUUUAAUAAACAAGUGCAUUAAUAAUCUCGCCUCAGCUUAUCUCUGUAAUUUGUUUGCCCCAAGAACACGAAUUACUAUUUUCGCAACGCCAAGAAAAAAUUAAUGCUCCCAAAACCAAGAACUGAUUACCUAAAGCGUAGCUUUAGCCACAGUGGCUCUCUUCUGUGGAACAAUCUUCCUGAGAAAAUACGUACAUCAAAUUCCUUAGGUCUCUUUAAGAGAAGUUCCCAUAGAUGGGUUUCUGAUCAGUACUCCCACACGGCAAUUAUGGAAAAACAUAUCUGAAUUCAAAUUUCACACUAACCCUGGGUUACCGUAACCUAGCUUGGAACAACCGGGCCCUCUUGUACAGGCUAGGACGCUAGCGAUUCUUUUAUUAGCUAGAAUGAGUAUAAAUACUAAAUUCGGGGACCCAAUCGCAAGUUACAACCUCAAAAUAGCCUAUUUGCGGGCGACAAGAGGAGCCCGCAGUUCUAAUCUAGCGCUAACCUGGAGUUAAAUUUUAACUCGGGUGUCUUUUUCUUUUUAUCAAAAGCACUCUCGGAUAAUUUUUAGAGUAUCCAAUCAUCAAAUUGUAGGCAAAGUGAAUUAAACUGAAUUUGCUUUUUAAGCUCUCAUAACUGAGUUCAAGUUUCGCACUAACCAUGUGUUAUUUUAACCCAGCUUUAAACAACCCGGCCCAGGUUGUUAUUACGCAUGUAUGUAGCCAGCAUUCGUUUGAACUUCCACUAAGAAUGAAUUGAAUGCACUGAACACAAUAUGAUCACGUGCGUUUGGACCUUCUAGCACUCACAAUUUGAUCACGGGUGUUUUGACCAUCUAUCAGGUGAAACUUACGCAAAGCACAGCGAUGGAGCAAAACUGUUUUGACCUUCGAUCGUUGUCGCCCGCACUCUGUAGCCUUUGGUUAUUACAAGUUAUACGAAGAAUAGUUUGUCUGUUCCUUCGAAAAGAAAGUCAAACAAACACACAAAAUGACUCGUAUUUACGGAAGUUUUCUCCUUCCCCGGAACCUCUACGACCUGUUCAAGUCGUAACAGUAAGAUUGAAGUGGCAUCAGUGGUACGAGUUGUAAAACAAUGCUUACCAUUAUUUGUGCGAUUGGUUCUAGUAGUGAAUGUGAUACGCUUUAUUGAAAUAAAUUGAAGUUGAUCACUUGGUAGCCUCCCACGCAGACGUGACAUUCUUUUGGUUCGUCACGCAAUCCUCGUACGGGUGAGGAAGCCCUAAGAACGUCUGCGUGGAAGGCUGAUCAGUUAGCUGCAGCAUCUCAUUAGUGUAGAGAGGGAGCCUUUCAUGUGCUACGACUUACACGAGUGGUAGCCUGCCAGCAAGCUCUCCAUUUGCGGGAGUGCGAUAAGUCACGUGGGAGCAGCACGCGAAAGGAGACGCGAGAACGGAAGGGCCCUCGCGGCUUGCUUCGCUCGCCUUUCAUGGAGAGCUUGCUAGCAGGCUGCACGAGUUGUAUAAUGAACAUCUCACAAGUCCACAGAAGGGGCCUUAAUUUCACUGAGAUUGAUCCCAUUGACCUUCUCUCACGACUUGUACCACUGGCACAAGUUGCAGCACUCGAAUCACGACUUUCACGACUUGAACAAGCGGUUGGUAUUGGACAGAGGGGAGGGGAGGGUGGGGUACUCCCUCAUGACUUAAUCACGGUUUGUGUCCAUUUUUGUUUCCAGGACGUGUUUCUAAGAGUGAUUCGUCAGGAAGGGGUGUUUGCAUUAUGGAAAGGCUUCACACCUUACUAUUUUCGCAUUGGGCCACACACCGUUCUCACAUUUGUAUUCCUUGAACAAUUUCAAAGGCUGGCUAGACAACACUUUGGCGCCACUUCCACUCUUUAGACACACACCAGUAUUGGAAUGAUAAAAAUGUUUUAGAAAAUGUUUGUUAUAGUGGGUCAAUGGAUUGGUUUGGAAAAAAUGAUCGGGGCGAAGUCUUUACAAAUCGGAAGCGUUCCUUGAAACAGCAUAAGAUUCUAACGAAACUCCCCACCUAACCCUCCCCUAAUCCAACUUUUUGUCCUAAGUGAGAGGUUUGUGUUUACGUUGGGUUAGGGGAGGGGUAGGCGGGGCGUUUUCCCAGAAUCUUAUCUGUUCCUGUCAUGAGCAAACUAGUCUAACACGCAGGCUCUUUUGUGUCGUCACUCAAAGGAGAGUUACGUGACAAGAAAAAAAAACGUCUGUGUUAGAGACAAUGGAAACAAUUGUCCUCUUUAAAGCUAUGGACUCACUGAUUAAUUGAGGCUGUAAAUGUUGGACCUUGAAACAACCUUUUCAAACUUCUGAAAGUGCUUUGAAACAAGUUUGCAUGGCAGCGGAGAAUAAGUUAACAGUUGAAAAUGUUCCUUUUCUCUUCGAACAUGUGAGGAGUUGAUAAACGUGAUAACCUGAACUGUAACUUUUGCCUUUUGAUAUAAUACUGAGUUAAAAGUGAGGAAAGUCGACUUGAUAAAUUACUGGUUACUUGGAUUAACAUUGUGAGAUUAAAUAUCUACCUCGGCAGUUUAUAUUUGAUCUUAAUUUACAAACACCCAGGGCUAUUUAUAAAGAUGAUUGUAAAGAUAAGUGUAACUUAAAAAAAUGUAUUAAGGGUCAGUUCUAUCAUAUUUGAAACUCCUGUAUUUUAUCAGAAUGUAAUCAUGAAAAGCUUUCAUCUGGUCAAAGUGCUUGUUUUUUUUUCGUUAACUGGUUAAUAUAUUUGUUGUGAAAGUGAAAUCCUGUCUUUGUUGUAAAAAUGGUACAAAUAAACCUAUGGAAGGUAAAAAAAAUCGACUUGUUUAACUGCACAG